AUGGCCCCAUCCACACAUGGUAAGUUCAAGCGAGCACACUGCCAACCUACAAUCACGAAGAAUGCGAUUCAAGAAGACGGAAAACACCCAAAUUUCAGACUCAAGACACUAGAAGAACAUCGUCAUGCAACUCGAUUCCAGAAGAAACACGUGACCUUAAAAACCUGGCGACCCGCGUUAUGUGAAGCGCAUAUACUCAUCAAGUCAGGCGACCGUGUGAGUCUCGCGAAGGCUUUGUAUCUUCUUCUGGAGAUCAUUUGGAUCGACCCACGUGGCUGCAACCUCGCGACGGUAUAUCUUGACGCUGGGUCUAUAUACCUUGAAUUCGAUCACCUUCAAGAAGCGACAAAGGCUUAUCGAAAUUGCUUACGCCUGGAUGGAGCGAACUGGAAGGCUAGAUACAAUCUGGGUGUAGCUACAGCUCGCUUGCAGGAUUUCAUUGAGGCUACCAGACAGCUGACACUCGCCUUUAAGGCAUCUCCAGCUGAUAUAGCUGACGAGAUUGCCAAAAUGCUCAAGGAAAUUGAGCAUAUCCAGUACUCCAAGAACUUACAAGCUUACAAGGAAGCCACGAAAGCUCGUGUGUUCACAACGCAGUUUCUGGAGUCCCGGCAUUUGGUCGGUGGAAAGCUCGGGGUGUCAAAUUUGCAAGAGGACCACACUGUUAGUCACCGCAAUGGGUUGUCGUUGUCAUCCUCCACCCCGCAGCUUUUGGAUACCUCGAAUAAAUGGCAAGGGGUAUUAGCUUCAGUGUUGCAUCGACUCCAUGCAUUUGCUCGUUGCCGGGAUAUUGAUAUUCAAUACGAGAUGUUACGACUAGACCCGAAGUGGACAAGUGGAGUCUCCAUUGAGACAUUGAAUGAGUUGACGAAACAAAUAACAGGCACGUCGUUGAGCGUGGCUGAGCGAAACGUCAUGUUAGGCAACUACGGAACUACAACUUUCCACUACUUCAGUCCAAAUGCAGAGAGCUGUCAUGCGUUCGACGAGAUACACGAUCAAGGUGCGUGUCAUGCACUACUACACUGGAACUUGUGCCGUAAGCGUGCAAAACGAAGUGCAACUAGCAAGACGGGUGGAUUGUGGUAUUGGUUCGAGCUGACGAUGGCAAAAUGGGUUGAACGAGUGCUUCCUCCGAGUUCUCUGGACCACACAACGUCGUCGCUGGUAGAAACGCUAUCUGCUUAUGGAUGGAUUACGCCAAUGGACUUCGCUUGGAAAUGGCGGCGCUUACCGGAACCACAGGAUGUCCCCAUGUUGCAGCUUGCAAACCGCGGCAUUUUUAUUUACGAAUGUCAUGUUGCUCGAACCUGUAUCCAUGAGGAAGCAAGCAAGACUCUGCAAAUGUUUCUACGAAGAUUUAUUACUAGAAGAAAGAGAUGCCAACUGGUUAGGGACACAGUGUUCGACCAGCAAGUUGCACGGGAAGUACUCGUAUGUAUUGAAGAUAUGGUUGACGAAGUGAUUACCAAGCAUCGUCUACAGCAGAAGAAAUACGAGGAGGAGAUCCAACGACAAGAGGUUCCUGUGAGGACAGAACAACGGCAGAAGAUCAUCAACGAACGGUGUACAGGCCACAGAACGUAG
Messenger RNA from Phytophthora infestans T30-4, 1587 nucleotides. RefSeq lists its product as uncharacterized. The record is from RefSeq and is a predicted model, not a curated record. Gene Ontology annotation, molecular function: protein binding. NCBI's taxonomy places the organism in Eukaryota, Oomycota, Peronosporomycetes, Peronosporales, Peronosporaceae. The transcript has 3 exons. The coding region runs from base 1 to 1587 and encodes 528 amino acids.